CAAAGUUUAUUAUGCUGAAGAACAGCAAGAGUUUUUGCCAUACAAUUCUUUUCUGUGAAGUUGGCUGAGAACAAAAUUAUAAUUCAGGGAAUAUGUCGAUCGUUCCAAGGACUCACGAUUGCUACGAGCACUACGAGCUCAAGGCCUUCGAGAAGCUCUUCUCUUGUGACGGUUGCAAGAUGAAAGGAUUCGGACAACGCUACCAAUGCAACCUUUGUGGCAACGAAUUGCACAAAGAGUGUAAAUCCCCCAAAGCUACCAUCACCCAUGAGUUUUUCGCGCGCUCAACUUUCACAUUCCGCGAGAAGCCCUUCACGAGGUAUGGUUUCAAUCACCAAAGAGAAUUCUCCAAAAUCUGCGACGCGUGUGGGAAGGAAAUUCGUGGGUUUAGCUACCAUUGCGAAGAGGACAACCUCGAUGUCCACCCUUAUUGUCUAAACCUCGAAAAAAAUGUUUUGAUCAGUAAAGACACCGUGUUCAACCUCGAGGCCAAUGUGGUGUCGAAAUGCAUAUGGUGUAAGAAAAAGAAGAUUUCGGACGAUAGCCGGGGCGUUCUUGGAUGGUCGUAUAUCUCCACUUGUAGGAAGUAUCAUUUUCAUGUUUAUUGUAUGGCGGAGAUGGCGCACGAGGCGUGCGUGAGGAGUGGCGGGGAGAUGGUGUUGGAGAAUGUCGAGCUUCGGAGUUUGGCGAAGAAAAGAAGUCGUCGAAAGAUGGUUGUGGUUGAGAUGAUCAAGUCGAUCCUAAAGAUUGUGUUCGCAGCUCUUUUGGGUGAUCCGACGGUUCUGAUUUCGAGUGCUAUCGUCGAAUUACUUUCUCGUGGAUUAUCUUAAACCCUGAAUCCUAUACUUAAAACAUUAGGAUUUCAUGUUAUUCAAACGUAAGGUUUGAAAUUAGGGUUUGAUGGGUGUUUGAAAUUAGGGUUUCCAUGUGUGCUUCAAAUUUAGGGUUUGAUGUGUGUUUGGAAUUAGGGUUUUCAUGUGUGCUUCAAAUUAGGGUUUUGAUGUGUGUGUUUCAUAUUAGGGUUUUAGAUUUUCUUUUAAUAUGUAAGCAUACGUACACGUAUAC
Molecule: messenger RNA, 1065 nt
Organism: Andrographis paniculata
Lineage: Eukaryota; Viridiplantae; Streptophyta; Magnoliopsida; Lamiales; Acanthaceae
Exons: 2
Coding region: 93-830 (245 amino acids)
Source: RefSeq, a predicted model, not a curated record